AUGGACUCUAAGCCACUUGAAUAUCUUUUGGGUCUAAACUCAGAUGGUUCGGUGAAAAAGGUGUCUGAGGUGUUCGAGAACCUGACAGUCACCAACACUGUCUGCGCUUUCAUUGCCUUAUUUAUCAUUGUACCCAGAGUCUUUGAUUUCCUUCGAAAUCUGUUUUCUCCUGUCAUCUCAAUCCCUGGCCCUCUCAUCAACAAGUUCAGCCCUUGGCCACUGGAGAUUGCCACAUUCAAGGGGAAAAGCCAUCGGUUUGCCCGUGCUCUUCAUCGCAAAUAUGGUCCCAUUGUGGUCCUUGCCCCCGGGAUGAUAUCUAUUGGUGACUCCCAGGAAAUUAAGCGCAUCAUCCAGAGCGAAGACUGGGCCAAGUCCGAAGCCAUCUACGGGAAUUUCAGACAAGAUUUCCAUCGUCCAACACUUCUGGCUUUUACUGAGAAAAAGGCCUACUCUAGACGCAAGCGCAUGCUAUCCUCCAUGUUUGGUAUCCGCUAUAUCCGUAGUCUGGAGCCUCUCAUGAAGUCUUGUGUUGAUGCUGGUGUUGCUCAUCUCAACAAGCUUUGUGACAACCCUUCCAAGAGUACUGUUAUCAACCUUCAGCACUUUAUCCACGGUUUGGCUAUCGACACCAUUGGAGUUACUACCUUUGGUGGUAGUUUUCACGUUGUCGAGAAUGGAAGUCAUCCUCUCCCAUCUCGCUUGAAAGCUGGUAUGAAGAUCUCUGCCGUGAUGCAACUCAUCGGGUGGAUCAAAUACAUCCCUUUUCUGCCCAAGCGAGAUCCCUACAUCGAGAAGUUCACAUUUGACAUUGUUGACAAGCGUCGCAAGGAGGCUGGAGCUGUCAAGUACCAAGACCUUCUGCAGCAUCUCGUCGAUGUCUGUGAUGACUCUCCCGGCUCUGAGUUCCGCACCUCAGAUGUCCAAGAUGAGAGUGUAAUUCUGCUGGCGGCAGGAAGUGAGACUACUGCAAACGCAGAGCUCUUUACAGUCAUCCAGCUUCUGAAGCACCCCGAAGUGAUGAAGAAGCUCAUUGCAGAAGUUGACAAGUGGUAUCCUCCAAGUGAGCCCGACCGGGUUACCGAGUGUGCUUACUCUCAAACUGGCAUGACCUAUCUCCAAGCCUGCAUCGACGAGACCAUGCGUCUGAUUCCUGGGCAGGCGACUGGAAGUCCACGAGAGACAUCCAAGCAAGAGUCUCUUCUUGGCUACAAGAUACCCAGAGGGACUACUGUUUUCCCCAACACUCAAGAAGCUCAUCUUGACGGCAGCAUCUGGGAGCAACCUGAGAAGUACAUACCCGAGAGAUGGCUCGAGAUCUACUCUCAGAAUCAGACCUCCGCCAUGCCCUACUGGCCUUUCUCUGCCGGGAGCAGAAUCUGUGUAGGAAAGAACUUUGCUUUCCAGGAGAUGCAUAUUUCCCUAACGACUCUUCUGCGCAAAUUCACAUUCGAGUAUGUCCCGGGCCAGGAUGAAACAACCGUGUUCCGCAUUGCGCAGCAACUGGAGACGGACUCUUACAAGGUUCGGGUGAAGAAGAGGUUUUAA
This is a messenger RNA of Fusarium fujikuroi IMI 58289, 1545 nucleotides long. Its product is annotated as fusarin C cluster-cytochrome P450. The transcript has 3 exons. The record is from RefSeq and is a predicted model, not a curated record. Gene Ontology annotation, molecular function: monooxygenase activity; heme binding; oxidoreductase activity, acting on paired donors, with incorporation or reduction of molecular oxygen. NCBI's taxonomy places the organism in Eukaryota, Fungi, Ascomycota, Sordariomycetes, Hypocreales, Nectriaceae. Bases 1 to 1545 code for a protein of 514 amino acids.